UGUCUCCUCUGGACAGGACGCCAUCGUCCCACCGCUUUCCGUGCCCAAUUCACUAGUUUGACUGGGGACCUCAGAGCAUACUGUGCUAGUAUUCUUUGGAUAUAGUUACCUAUCGUCCUCUCUUGACCUCUCUUGACAUCUUAUAUUCGAAAGCAUCCGACUAUAAUUGAAGAGCAUACUCUCUCUGUCUGUGUCAUUCAAAGCACACCCUGACACGGUGCUUCCCCUACAUUGAGCCCUUAUUGACAACGGGUAUUGCCUGCCUGUAAGCAAUACGGGGCCACUGAAGACUCCAAAGCACCUCUAUAUUUCAUAUCUGCUGCGCCCCAACGUGAAAUCCCAUUAAUACGUCGCUCUAAUAUCUCUGUGUCCUGUCACGGUUCUAAAUAUGGAGACCUUGCGGUUUCAGGCCUGGCCCGAGCAGACAUCUUGUUUCAAGCUGUCUUAUGACGCGGAGACGUGCAGUCAGCUAUCCAAUGUGGAUCUGUCGAUGUCCCAUUCUCCCGAAAAUGAUCAGGACCGUCUGAAUACUAAGAAGAUGGCUAUCCCCCGGCUUCCGGAGGGAGCAGAAGCUGCUUUCAGCUCCCCUGGAAGAUUUCACCGUCGACACGUUCGCCGUGCCUGCGAGUCCUGCAGACAGAGGAAAACAAAAUGUACUGGUGACAAAUCUGGCUGUCGCAAUUGUCGAGAGGCAGGCAUCAUCUGCUGUUAUACAGAUGGCAAGAGAGAGAAAUCCAAGAGACAGCUUGCCAGUCUUUCGGCUAAGGUUCAAGCAUACGAGGACGUCAUCCGCAAAUUGAGCCUUAGCUUUGGCAUCUCAGAUGAACAGCUCAUGAACAGUGCUAUGUCAGCGGAAUCUCCCCAUCGUUUGUCACUUCACCCUGACUUCCACAUGGCCACGUCGAGAGGCAGACAAAACUCAGGGAGCUCCAGUUCCGGAUAUCCACAAUCCCGAUCUUCUUCAGUCGGGUCAUUUGACGAAGUUGACCGUGUUGAGGAAGACUUCAAUCGAGAUCAUACGACGCGUGCCACUGGCUACAUAGGAAAGAGCUCGGAAAUUGCUUGGCUGCAAAAGUUAAGUAGGGAAGUCAGCCACGAAUCAGAAGUUAAACAGGAGAGUCCAUCCCAUGAACGAUACUCACCAGCAGCCAGCUCGAAAGAUGAAGGGUCAAUUGAACCUUCCAUUGCUUCCUCGAGCUAUUAUUUAGAUGAUACGGAGAUCACUAUUCCAGCCCGAGUGGAUCCAUAUGGCAUGCCGUCUCGGGACGUCGCUGCCCGCUUGUUCAAUGCCUACUUGGCUUCGGUUCACCCUUCAUUUCCUAUAAUCGGUAUUUCCACAUUCAUCUCACAGUAUCAGCUCUUCUUCAAUCAACCUUCUGUGAAGCCUGGAAACAAGUGGCUGGCUAUUUUGAAUCUGAUCUUCGCGAUUGCUGCGAAGUAUUCCCACAUUUCCCGUGCUGAUUGGAGAGACAAUGAAGACGAUCAUCAGCUAUAUUUUGCGAGAGCUAGGAUGCUUAGUAUGAAUGAUCAGCUUUUUGAUCAUCCAGAUCUCCAGCAAAUACAGGUUGAAGGUCUAGCGUCAUUUUACCUGCUAGCCAUGGACCAGAUAAACAGAGCCUGGAAGCUUUGUGGAAACGCUGUUCGUGCGGCUGUGGCGCUCGGCCUGCAUCUGAGGAACGUAGGUUCCUCCACAUCCGACACCUCGAAAGAAAUCCGAUACCGUGUCUGGUGGUCCCUUUAUACAAUCGAUCACCUGCUUAGCGUGAUGACCGGUCGACCUACAUGCAUAGUGGACAGCACCUGCACAACCCCACUGCCAGUUCCGUUCGACGAGUGCGAUUUCCAAAAGGAAGAAGUGACUCAACUUAUCGGUAACUCUUCUCGCAGAAAUUCGUAUACUCAUGACAAAAUGUCAGAUUGUUCCAACACGCCAAGUCCGGCGCAGUUGGAAAUUCCCAGCAUGGAGCCGCCCUCUGCGAAGCUUUCAGAAGUCGGCUCUACUGAAUGGUUGAAAGGCCUGGCUCCAAGCAUGUCCCUUUACUUCCUACAGCUCUCGACUCUUACUUCAAUAUCCAAAAGGGUCAAUGCUAAGCUGUACAGUGCUGAGUCUGUCCAAUCGCCCUGGCCCAGCAUUGAAUUUAUGAUUCAAAGCCUCAUGCUGGAGACCGACUCGUGGCUCCUGAACCUCCCAGAGCCAUACGAUUUCACAUCAGUCCAGAUGUCACAGGCUCUUCUGGGUCAGAGAAUGAGCCUGGCAUGUCUUUUCUACAGUACAAAGAUCGCCAUAACUCGACCAUGCCUCUGCCGGUUAGACGCUAGUCGACCGCAUGGUAGCAAGUCCUAUGAUUUCUGCAGCAAGACCGCUGCUGAAUGUGUUGAUUCCGCGUGUCGCCUACUGAGGCUUCUGCCAGACGCGCCAGACUCGGCUCUGCUGUGCAAGAUUGCACCAUGGUGGUGUAUGCUACACUAUAUCAUGCAGGCUACCACGGUUUUGCUGCUCGAAUUGUCGUUUAGGGCACAGCAUGUUCCAGACAAGGCGGCAACUGUCUCGAAGGCAGCAAAGACCGGAAUUGAGUGGCUCCACCACAUGUCGACAUUCAGUGCAGCUGCAUCUCGAGCGUGGAAGCUCUGCGAUGACUAUCUUCGCCGCUUGGCGCCUCACGUUGGUGUCGAGGUCAACGAUCUUCCAUGCAAUGAUGAAGCUGUUAUUAACGACAUGCCGGCCGUAGACUUUUCUUCUGCUAGCUCCAGCUUUGACUCAACUUCCUGUCCGCUUAUGGAUCACGCUUCUCCUCCUGCUCCGAUUUUCCCUUAUUCCUUGGAACAGCCGGACAUGGCGGAUUUUAUCAAGCCUGAAAAAUGUCCCCCCAUUCGCAGCGGAUAUGACGACUACCUGCCAUACGACCCUGCUACAGGUCAUCUGACCGGAUCUUUCUUCCCAUCGUCAACAAACCUCGAUCUCGAACUUGGCUACAUGUGGGGAGAUACAAUGUGCUAAAAGUCGUUGUACUAUUUAAUUCCUAUCGCUUAUCAUCUCUUUGACUUCCUCUCAUCUUCCAUUCUACGGCAUGUAUACAUAUCACCGGCAUCUUUUACCUUCAUUCUAGACAGCUGGCUCUGGCAUUGAUUGCAUUCAACUUUUCACCUACUUC
Messenger RNA from Paecilomyces variotii, 3152 nucleotides. RefSeq names its product fungal-specific transcription factor domain-containing protein. The record is from RefSeq and is a predicted model, not a curated record. Gene Ontology annotation, molecular function: DNA binding; zinc ion binding; DNA-binding transcription factor activity, RNA polymerase II-specific. NCBI's taxonomy places the organism in Eukaryota, Fungi, Ascomycota, Eurotiomycetes, Eurotiales, Thermoascaceae. The transcript has 5 exons. Bases 389 to 2998 code for a protein of 869 amino acids. Gene Ontology annotation, biological process: regulation of DNA-templated transcription; DNA-templated transcription.